AAAGAUCCAUGUGGUAUUUAAUAUAUGAAAUUUUAAAUUUCCCAAGUGUCAUAUACAAGUUAAAUCAAAAUAAAGAUCAGCAUAUGCCCUAGAGCUAAAAUGGUAUAAAGGGUGGGUCCUAUACAAACCUCUCAUGAACUGAUCUUUUCAUUCUUCUUCUCCUUCUUCUCACUAAAUUCUCUGUCAUAAGAAAACUUCAAGAUCUUGUGUUCUUGACUUCCAAACAAGUUCUUGAUCUAAAUUACUAAGAUCGACCAGCUCACAGUUCAUCAAGAAAGUUAAUCACUGGUCGACUUUGAGCGUGUGUAUACAUAUAUAUAUGUAUAUGUAUGAGGAGGAAAGGAACAAUACUGUUAAUAAUCAAGAAGGACUGAGAUUGGAGAUGGCCUUUCCACAGCAUGGAUUCAUGUUUCAGCAACUCCAUGAAGACAAUGGUCAUCACUUACCUUCCCCUACAUCUCUCACUUCUUGCCCUCCUCACCUCUUCUAUGGUGGAGGAGGAGGAAACUACAUGAUGAACAGAUCCAUGUCUUUCACGGGAGUGUCAGAUCGCCAUCAUCUAACUCAAAAAAGCCCGACCACGACAAACAUGAAUGAUCAGGACCAGGUGGGCGAGGAAGACAAUCUAUCAGAUGAUGGGUCCCAUAUGAUGCUAGGAGAGAAGAAGAAGAGGCUCAGUUUAGAGCAAGUUAUGGCAUUAGAGAAGAGCUUCGAGCUAGGGAACAAGCUGGAGCCAGAGAGGAAGAUGCAGCUUGCUAAGGCUUUAGGGUUGCAGCCCAGGCAGAUUGCGAUAUGGUUUCAGAACAGGAGAGCUAGGUGGAAGACAAAGCAGCUCGAAAGAGAUUAUGAUUCUCUGAAGAAACAGUUCGAUGUUUUAAAAUCGGACAAUGAUUCUCUUCUAGCCAGCAACAAGAAACUCCACGCUGAGUUAGCAGCAUUGAAGAAACAAGACCGUCAAGAAUCAGCAAAGAUCAAGAGAGAAAUAGCAGAAGCUUCAUGGAGCAACAAUGAAAGCACAGAAAAUGAUAAUAACAAUUCAGAUAUAAAUCAUGUGAACAUGAUCAAAGAUCUUUUCCCUUCUUCAAUCCGAUCCGCAACUACGACCACGACCUCGGCCCAUAUUGAUCAUCAGAUGGUUCAAGAUCAAGGAUUUUGCAAUAUGUUCAAUGGUAUUGAUGAAACGACAUCGGCUAGUUAUUGGACAUGGCCUGACCAGCAGCAGCAACAUCACAAUCAUCAUCAUCAUCAUCAUUUCAAUUGAUAUAUAUUGUCCAAGAAAAACAUCAUAAUCCUAAUCAACAUCAUCAUCACACUCAUCUUGAUAUCAUUAUCAUCUUCAAAAGAAAUUUCAUAGAUUUCUUAAUUGUGUAUUUUAAAAUUACUUGGUACUGCUUCAAUUUAAAUUACGUCGGUUCUUUACCUUUUUCUGCUCUUUCUUUUGGGUUUGUAGAAAAUUGGUGUAUAGGGAAUAUUCAACACAAUUUCACAAUUAUAAUUCUUGUUCCUUUAAUUGGAAUAAGUAAAUUUUAUUUCUUCCGAAAUAUCUUUUCGAGAGCAAGUACGGUGUAAUGUGUGUAUAUGUAUGUUAUAUAUAAGCACUGAUAUCUUCAAGUUAA
Messenger RNA from Raphanus sativus (radish), 1616 nucleotides. Its product is annotated as homeobox-leucine zipper protein HAT7. The coding region runs from base 320 to 1261 and encodes 313 amino acids. Gene Ontology annotation, cellular component: nucleus. The transcript has 3 exons. Lineage: Eukaryota; Viridiplantae; Streptophyta; Magnoliopsida; Brassicales; Brassicaceae. The record is from RefSeq and is a predicted model, not a curated record. Gene Ontology annotation, biological process: positive regulation of DNA-templated transcription. Gene Ontology annotation, molecular function: sequence-specific DNA binding; DNA-binding transcription factor activity, RNA polymerase II-specific.